Messenger RNA from Diachasmimorpha longicaudata, 691 nucleotides. Its product is annotated as dual specificity protein phosphatase 19. Gene Ontology annotation, molecular function: JUN kinase phosphatase activity. Bases 1 to 573 code for a protein of 190 amino acids. The transcript has a single exon. The record is from RefSeq and is a predicted model, not a curated record. Gene Ontology annotation, biological process: regulation of MAP kinase activity; protein dephosphorylation. Lineage: Eukaryota; Metazoa; Arthropoda; Insecta; Hymenoptera; Braconidae. Gene Ontology annotation, cellular component: cytoplasm.
AUGGAUUUCUCAAGUCAGAUUAAAAAUUGUAAGAAGUCUCUGAAGCCAACAAAAACAAUUCUAACGAAUUAUUUGGGCGAAAAAUUUCAAGUGCAGGGAGAGACUGCGGAGAAGCUAGGUGAAGGGUAUUCCUUCGUUGUUGAUAAUAAACCAGACCUCCAGGUCGCUAGAGUUGCCCCUGGGGUGUUUCUGAGCUCCCAGGAUCCGGUAUUUUCCUUAGAAAUUCUGAAGGAAAACAAUAUCAAGAGCAUUCUGAGUCUCGGCAUCGAGCCAGACGUGAAAUUCCCCUCGAUUUCCUAUUUCUUCUUCGAGAUAUUAGAUGUCCCCGAGUUCAGAAUAGCAGAGGUCCUGGACAACUGUCUCGAUGUAAUCAGGAAUUGUCGAAAGGAGAAUAUUCUCGUGCACUGUAAUGCGGGGAUCUCUAGAUCCGCCACAAUUGUGAUUGCUUACCUCAUGAGGGAGGAGAACUUGAACUUCCAAGAGGCGUUGGAUAAAGUUAAAAGGAUAAGACCCUGUGUGAGACCCAACGAGGGCUUUGUCAAGCAGUUGAAAGAAAUUGAGACCAAAAAAUGAAUGAGAGAAUUGUCAAAAUAGCUGUCUUAUGUAUAAUACUUCAUUGUAAAAUAGGAUUUGACAUAUGAAAAAAUUGACAGGAACGGGUGAAUAAAGUAAGUCCAUAAUCGUUUAACAA